AUGGUGUUUUUUAUUAGAGUCGCGGCAAAUGUGCGCGGGGGCAAUCGCAACAUUCGUUUGCGGUUUUCGUCGCACCCGACGUUGUGCGAAUUGGCCUGUGCGACGGAGUCGUACUUCAUGACGGCUGUCCCGCAGGGGCAGUCAUCCUUUCAGCUGGACGCGAUGAUGUUGUUUGAUGAGUUUGCCCUCCGCUGGGUGGAGCUGUACAGUGCCGCGCAGCUUUCAACCGACUGUCAGGUGUACGCCUUUGCGAAGCGCGGAAUGGGCCGCCCCGUGCAGGACCGGCCGCCACGACCGGAAAUGAGCCGAAGGAGCGUCCGUGCGGACAGGGAGGUGAUCCCGCCGCCAGGCAAAACCGUGGCGUGCAUCGCAUCCUUAAAAGAUGGCACUUCGCUGUUUUCCUUUUCUCUCGAUGCCACGGAGGAUGGGGUGUUAACUGACAUCGGCGAAAGUGCUGCGGACGAGGAGGACGCCUGUCGUUGCCGGCGCUGUGCGCCCAUCACGGGCUCUCUGGACGCUUUGGGGAGACACAACGCACGGCAUGGCGAUCGAAUCCGCACCGUUUUUGAUGCGCUCGACGCGCAGCAGAAGGGUUAUUUGCUGUUCACAGACCUGAAACGCGCUGUAGAUGCGCAGCGUAGGGUCUUUAUAAACUAUUCCGCGAAGACGCUUAUGGCACUGGCGGAUCAGGACGAGGAUGGGCGUGUGUCCUACAAGGAGUGGGCGAGUUUUGCCGUCUCGCACCCGGCGGUGGUGGACGCGUUUUUUGAUGCCUUUGCCCAACUGUCGAGACGACGUGCGCCGGGCGGGAGUCGUGCUCACGCACCGCAAGCAUCAUGGUCGUCUCUGACGACUUGUCCUCUGUCUAUGGAGGCAUAUGAGCGGUCAAGGGCCGUAUUAACGCACGAAGAGGCACGGCUGGCAGCAGAUGCAGUGAGACUUAAAGCACUGCGAGAUGCUUGGGAAAAGAGCGGUGUGGGAAGGAGAAAGAGAAGAGGCACAACAACGGAGAGUACCCGUCAGUCAUGGCGCGUGCACUCCGUCCUUUUGUACUGA
This is a messenger RNA of Trypanosoma cruzi, 1056 nucleotides long. RefSeq lists its product as uncharacterized. Lineage: Eukaryota; Euglenozoa; Kinetoplastea; Trypanosomatida; Trypanosomatidae. The record is from RefSeq and is a predicted model, not a curated record. Gene Ontology annotation, molecular function: calcium ion binding. The transcript has a single exon. Bases 1 to 1056 code for a protein of 351 amino acids.